This is a messenger RNA of Psammomys obesus (fat sand rat), 4613 nucleotides long. It is a transcript of the gene Mettl25b, whose product is annotated as methyltransferase like 25B. NCBI's taxonomy places the organism in Eukaryota, Metazoa, Chordata, Mammalia, Rodentia, Muridae. The transcript is spliced from 8 exons. The record is from RefSeq and is a predicted model, not a curated record. Bases 3155 to 4450 code for a protein of 431 amino acids.
UCACUACAGAGAAAAUUUAGAGACAGCUUUUAUCUCUUCUGUACAAGGAAAGCUGAAGACUAGAAUAAUUUCUACCCGAGCCUUCUCUCUAGGAGCUCUUCCCCUCGCCCCCCAACAUUUGGGCGGUGCUGCAAUUGCGGUGACCUUUCCUGGAAACAUACGAGGUGUUCCAGAGCAUACAUGUUCAGGCUUUAAAUACAUUUCUAGUUUUGUAAUAUAGCGAGCAGUUGAGCUUUGAAAUUAGACAAUUGAACUAGAGUCUUGCGUCUACUGUUAACAUUUUUCUUUCGCCUUCCAUUCCUAUCCCUGUUUUCUUGACCCUAAAAUUGAUCUGAAGGAUACUGGGGGGGGGGGGGGAUGAGAAAAAGUGUCAAUGUCACCUUCUGAAUUUCUCAAGCCUCAUUUCAUUCAUUGAUCCGCAAGAUUUUAUUUUGUGUAUGAGUGCUCUACCUGCAUGUGUGCCUAUAUCCCAGAAGAGGGCAGUAGAAGAUAUAAAUGGUUGUGAGCCAUCAUGUGGUUGCUGGCACUUGAACUCAGAACCUCUAAAAGAGCAGGCAGUGCUCUUAACCAUUGAGCUAUCUCUCCAGCCCUCUGUGCGAAAUCUUACCUCUCCCUUCCCAAUGCAUCUGAAAUUCAACUCUUCCCCGCCCUCCCUUCUUUUCACUCCAGUUGGUGAUCCUCCUCCUUCAGCCUCCUAAGUACUGAGAUUACACCAGCUGAAGAUAAAACUUACUAUUGUGCAAUCUUGGGGUUUUGUUGUUUGGUUUUGGUUUUUCUUUUUCUAAUUUUUAUUUAGUAUGCACUGGUGUUUAGCUUUCGUGUGUAUCUGUGGGAGAGUGUCAGCUCUUGGAGUUAUAGACAGUGUGAGCUGCCAUGCGGGUGCUGGGAAUUGAACCCCACUCCUUUGGAAAAGCACUCAGUGCUCUUAACCACUGAGCCAUCUCUCCAGCCAGGUUUUUGGUUUUUCAAGACAGGGUUUCUGUGUAGCCCUUACUGUCUUCAAACUUGCUCUGUAGACCAGGCUGGUUUUGAACUCAGAGGAAGUCCUUGGCCAGAUAUGGUGCACACUUGUAAUCCUGGCACCUGAGGAUAGAUGCAGGAGAAUCAGGAAAUCAGGGUUCAUCUGGGCUACAAAACAAGUUCUAGACCAGCCUGGGCUAGACUAUGUUGCUUCAAUAGAAAAAAAAAAAAUUAAAAAGCAGGGCAGAUACAUCAUGGCUCCUGCCUGUAACCCUACCCCUCAGAAGACUGAGGCAGGACAAUUGCCUUGAUUUGCAGCCCGCUCAGACUAGUGUUGAGAUUCUUCUCAAUCCCCUGCACUGUUUAUACAGGCACCUCCAAGGCCUGGGAGUGGGGAGCUGUAACUUUAGAGCAGCUUUCUCACCUUCCUAAGGCUGCAGCUCUUUAGUACAGUUACUCAUGUUGUGGUGACUCCAUAAAAUGAUUUUUGUUGCUACUUCAUAAUUAUAAUUUUACUACUGUUAUGAAUUGAAAUUUAAGUAUUUGAUAUGCAGGAUAUCUGAAAUGCAACCCCCUCCAAAGGGGUCACAACCUACAAGUUGAAAACCACUGUUCUAGAGUAAAUACUUCUCUAGGGCUAGUGAGAUGGCACUGCAGUUAAAAGCAUCUACUGCUUUUUCAGAGGGCCAGUUCUGUGCCUAUCACCCACACAACUGGUGGCUCAUAGCCACUUGUAUCUCCAGCUUCAGGGGAUUUGAUGCUUCUGAUUUCUGUGGGCACCUGCAUUCAUAUGCACAUACCCAUCCACAGAUGACACACAUACAUAAUUAAUAAUAAAAGUACUUUUAAAACGUUUUGUCUAGGAGAGAUGGCCCAGAGGUUAAAGAGGUUAAGAGGUCUUCCAAAGGUCCUGAGUUCAAUUUUCAGCAACCACAUGGUGGCUCACAACCAUGUAUAACGAGAUCUGGUGCCCUCUUCAGGUGUGCAGGCACACAUGCAGGCAGAAUGCUGUAUAAAUAAUAAAUAAAUCUUUUUUAAAAAGUUUUGUAUAACUUGUAUGAGGCCCUGGUGGGGAGUAAAUUCCCUAAGUAUUGCCAAAAUAUUUUAAAACAUUGAAACAGGAUAUGGUGGCGUGUCACUUUAAUCCUAGCACGUGGAUUACAGAGGCAGGCAACACCUGAGUUACAAGCCAGCAAUAGCUACAUAGGGAGACCCUGUCUCAAAAACAAAACAAAACUUGCUUAAGUGUUUUCAGAAUAGUGAAGAUAUAUGUGUGGGUGUUUACUUCUGCUUGUAUUUUCUUUACAUAACAACUCUAAACUGAAGUGUCAGUUUACAUCUUUUUUUGUGUGUAUGGAGUUUAAAGUAGUUCUCCAUUAAGCUCUCUGUUAGUUUCAUAAGUGUUUUAUCCUAUGUGGUAUUUGUGUUAGCUGAAAUAAUUAUUUGUAUUAGUUUUCGAUGCUGGAGAUGGAACCCAAGACCUUGUGCAUGCUCGCCAAGCACUCUUAUUUUUAUUUAUUUAUUUAUUUAUUUGGUUUUCCAAGGCAGUGUUUCUUUGUGUAACAGAGCCCUGGCUUUUCUGGACUCACUUUGUAGACCAGACUCAGAGAUCUGUCUUCCUUUCCUGAGUGCUGGGAUCAAAGAUGUACACCAGCAUGCCCAGCCCUGAUUAAGCACUCUUUUUUUUUUUUUUUUUUUAAGAUUUACUUAUUAUUUACACAAUAUUCUGCUUGUAUACCAGAAGAGGGUACCAAAUCUCAUUAUACAUGGUUGUGAGCCACCAGGUGGUUUCUGGGAAUUGAUAAAUUUUCGUUUUGUUUUUUUAAGACAGGGUUUUUCUGUGUAGCCCUACCUGUCCUGGAACUCACUCUGUAGAUCAGGCUGGCCUCAAACAGAGAUCUACCUGCCUCUGCCUCCCCAGAGCUGGGAUUAAAGGUGUGCACCACCACCACCUGAGUUGCUAAUUUUUUUUUUUUUUCAAAGUAAACUGCAGGAACAAGACUCUUGUCUCUCCAAGUUUACAAUAGAUUCUGGUGUGUAAAUAAAGCCUCAGAACUUUUUUUGCAGAGGGCAUUAACUCUGGCUGUCCCAGAAUAGACCAGGUUCACCUUGAACUCACAGAAAUCCUCCUGCCUCCUGAGUGCUGGGAGAAGGAAUUUUUCACGGACAGCCUGUGGGGCACACUCCCCAAAUCAUGGCAAGAAGCACUGGAUGGACUAAGCCCACCACAGCUGGCCACUCUGCUGCUGGGGAUGCCCAGAGAAGGGGAAGAGGUCAGCCUGGGCUGGACUAUCUCAGCUACAGGUCUGUGUGGCCACUCACCCUGCUGGCCCUGAAGUCCACAGCCUGUGCCCUUGCCUUUACCCGGACACCUGGCUUUCACACCCCAUCAGAAUUCCUGGAGAACCCCAGCCAGAGCUCCCAACUAACGGCUCCUUUUCGGAAACAUGUCAAGCCCAAGAAGCAGCAUGAGAUCCGAAGGCUGGGAGAGUUGGUGAAGAAACUGAGUGAUCUCACUGGCUGCACCCAGGUUGUGGAUGUGGGCUCAGGCCAGGGACAUCUCUCCCGCUUCAUGUCUCUUGGGCUGGGGUUGACAGUGAAGAGCCUUGAAGGGAAUCAGAGGCUGGUAGAGAGAGCUCAGCGCCUAGACCAGGAGCUCCUGCAGGCCCUGGACAAAAUGAAGAGGAGGCACCCAAAGGUGGCACAAAGAGGCCCUCACCACUGCCCCCACCAUGUGGUUCAAUGGGUUAGUCCCACAACUCUGUGUGAGGAGCUUCUGCUUCCUCUGGAGAUACCAGGCCAGUGUAGUACCCGUCUGCUACUCACGGGCCUUCAUGCUUGUGGGGAUCUGAGUGUUGCAUUGCUGAGACACUUCUGCUGCUGUCCUGAAGUGGUAGCCCUGGCCUCUGUAGGCUGCUGCUACAUGAAACUCAGUGACCCUGGCAGCUAUCCACUCAGUCAGUGGGUGGCUGGGCUGCCCAGCCACGAACUACCCUACAGGCUCCGGGAAGGGGCCUGCCAUGCCCUGGAAGACUAUGUGGAGAGGCUACAGAAAGCGGGUCCUGGUCUGCAAACACACUGCUUCCGUGCAGCACUGGAGACAGUCAUCCGACAUGUCUGUCCUGAGCUUCGGAGGCCUGGCGUGCAAGGAAUCCCCAGGGUUCAUGAACUCAAGAUUGAAGAAUACGUGCAACGAGGGUUACAGCGAAUAGGUCUAGAUCCCCAGGUGCCCCUGGACCUGGCUGCCCUUCAGGCCCACCAAGCCCAAGAGAAUCGUGUGACUGCUUUCUUCAGCUUGGCCCUCCUGCUGGCCCCACUGGUAGAGACACUGAUUCUGCUGGACCGGCUGCUCUAUCUUCAGGAGCAAGGCUUCUAUGCUGAGCUCUUGCCCAUCUUCAACCCUCAACUCUCUCCCAGAAAUCUGGUACUGGUGGCUACCAAGACACCCCUGGGUCAGGCCUUCUCUGCUCUUGAAACUGAAGACAGCUGACAGUCUGAAACCAGCAGGUGGCAAUGUGACUAGGUAUUAUGUCACCAUUUAGAGUACCCUGCAUUUCCCCGGGAUUCAGAUUUAUACCCUUUCUCUCCCUUCACAUGUAAAGUAAUAACUGUAAUUUUUAUUUAUUAAAACUCUUAAGUCCUGUUUCUGUAAA